AUGACGAGAGAAUGGGUCCUGGUUUUGUCCAGCACACUGCUCUGUGUUCUGGCUGGCCCCAUGCAGCACCUGUUCCAGCCAAGCUUGGUGCUGGACAUGGCCAAGGUCCUCUUGGAUAACUACUGCUUCCCCGAGAACCUAAUGGGAAUGCAAGCAGCCAUUGAGCAGGCUGUGAAGAGUCGUGAGAUUCUGGGCAUCUCAGACCCUCAAACGCUGGCCCAUGUGCUGACAGCCGGAGUGCAGAGUUCCUUGAAUGACCCACGCCUCUUCAUCUCCUACGAGCCCAGUACCCUCGAGACUCCCCAGCAAGCACCAACACUCACCAACCUCACCCGAGAAGAGUUGCUGGUCCAGCUACAGAGGAACAUCCACCAUGAGGUUCUUGAGGGCAAUGUGGGUUACCUACGAGUGGAUGACCUCCCUGGCCAGGAGGUACUGAGUGAGCUGGGGGGGUUCUUGGUGGCCCACGUGUGGAAGCAGCUCAUGGACACCUCCUCCUUGGUGCUAGAUCUCCGGAACUGUGCUGGUGGUCACAUCUCUGGGAUCCCUUAUGUCAUCUCCUACUUGCACCCUGGGAACACUGUCAUGCACGUGGAUACCAUCUAUGAUCGCCCCUCGAAUACCACCACCGAGAUCUGGACCUUGCCCAAGGUCCUAGGGGAGAGAUACAGUGCUGACAAAGAUGUGGUAGUCCUCACCAGUGGACGUACCGGGGGCGUGGCUGAGGACAUCGCCUACAUCCUCAAGCAGAUGCGCAGGGCCAUUGUGGUGGGUGAGCGGACAGAGGGUGGUGCCCUGGACCUCCAGAAGCUGAGGAUAGGCCAGUCCAACUUCUUCCUCACAGUACCUGUGUCCAGGUCCCUGGGACCCCUGGGAGGAGGUGGCCAGACGUGGGAAGGCAGUGGAGUUCUGCCCUGUGUGGGGACACCUGCAGAGCAGGCCCUAGAAAAGGCCCUGGCCAUCCUCACCCUGCGUCGUGCCCUGCCAGGGGUUGUCCUCCGACUUCAGGAGGCCCUGCAGGACUAUUACACACUGGUGGACCGAGUGCCAGGCCUGCUACACCACCUGGCUAGCAUGGACUACUCAGCCGUGGUCUCUGAGGAGGACCUAGUGACAAAGCUCAAUGCUGGCUUGCAGGCUGUGUCAGAGGAUCCCAGGCUCCUGGUGAGAGCCACUGGACCCAGAGAAAGCUCCUCUAAGCCCGAGACUGGGCCUAAUGACCCCCCAGAAGCCGCUCCUGAGGUGCCCAAGGAAGAAGCCGCCCGGAGGGCGCUAGUGGACUCUGUGUUUCAGGUGUCUGUGCUACCAGGCAAUGUGGGUUACCUGCGCUUUGACAGAUUUGCAGACGCCUCUGUGCUGAAGGCACUGGGUCCUUACGUGCUGCACCAGGUGUGGGAGCCUCUGCAGGACACGGAGCACCUCAUCAUGGACCUGCGUCACAACCCUGGAGGGCCGUCCUCUGCUGUGCCUCUGCUGCUGUCCUACUUCCGGGGCCCUGAGGCUGGCCCCGUGCGCCUCUUCACCACCUAUGACCGCCGCACCAACGUCACCCAGGAGCACUUCAGCCACAGGGAGCUGCUAGGCCAACGAUACGGCAACCAGCGUGGGGUGUACCUGCUUACCAGCCACAGAACUGCCACCGCUGCCGAAGAGUUCGCCUUCCUAAUGCAGUCCCUGGGCUGGGCCACACUGGUAGGGGAAAUCACUGCGGGUAGUCUGCUGCACAGCUGCACGGUGCCACUGCUGGACUCGCCAGAGGGUGGCCUGGCACUCACAGUGCCUGUGCUCACCUUUAUUGACAACCACGGUGAAGCCUGGCUGGGUGGUGGUGUGGUGCCUGAUGCCAUCGUGCUGGCUGAGGAGGCCUUAGAGAGAGCUCAGGAGGUGCUGGACUUCCAUCGCAGCCUGGGUACCUUGGUAGAAGGCACCGGUCACCUGUUGGAGGCUCACUAUGCCAGGCCGGAGGCCGCAAGGCAGGCCAGAGCUCUCCUGCAAUCCAAGCUGGCCCAAGGAGCCUACCGCACAGCAGUGGACUUGGAGUCCCUGGCCUCGCAGCUCACAGCUGACCUGCAGGAGGUUUCUGAGGAUCAUCGCCUGCUGGUGUUCCACAGCCCCGGCGAGCUGGUGGCCGAGGAGGUCCCCCUGCCACCUCCCGCUGUCCCCUCGCCAGAAGAACUCUCCUAUCUCAUUGAGGCCCUGUUCAAAACAGAUGUGCUACCAGGUCAGUUGGGCUACUUGCGUUUUGAUGCCAUGGCUGAGCUAGAGACAGUGAAGGCCAUCGGGCCUCAGCUAGUACGGCUGGUGUGGCAGAGGCUGGUGGACACGGCCGCGCUGGUGGUUGACCUACGCUACAAUCCUGGCAGCUACUCUUCUGCCGUGCCUCUGCUCUGCUCCUAUUUUUUUGAGGCAGAACCCCGCCAGCACCUCUAUUCUGUUUUUGACAGGGCGACGUCUAGUAUCACAGAAGUAUGGACCCUGCCGCUGGUGGCCGGGCAGCGCUAUGGUUCCCACAAGGAUCUCUACAUCCUCAUGAGCCACACUAGUGGUUCUGCAGCUGAGGCCUUCGCUCAUACCAUGCAGGACCUACAGCGGGCCACAGUCAUUGGAGAGCCCACAGCUGGAGGGGCACUCUCUGUGGGCAUCUACCAGGUGGGCAACAGCCCCUUAUAUGCCUCCAUGCCUACCCAGAUGGCCCUGAGUGCCACCACCGGUGAGGCCUGGGACUUGGCUGGUGUGGAACCUGACAUCACUGUUCCCAUGAGUGAGGCCCUUUCCACAGCCCAGGACAUAGUGGCCCUGCGUGCCAAGGUGCCCACAGUACUACAGACAGCUGGGAAACUAGUGGCAGAUAACUAUGCCUCCCCUGAGUUGGGGGCCAAGAUGGCUGCCAAGCUAAGCGGUCUGCAGAGCCGAUAUGCCAGGGUGACUUCAGAAGGGGCCUUGGCUGAGAUGCUGGGAGCAGACCUGCAAAUGCUCUCUGGAGACCCACACCUGAAGACAGCACACAUCCCAGAGGAUGCCAAAGACCGCAUUCCUGGAAUUGUGCCCAUGCAGAUUCCUUCCCCAGAAGUCUUUGAAGAUCUGAUCAAGUUCUCCUUCCACACAAAUGUGCUGGAGGACAACAUUGGCUACUUGAGGUUCGACAUGUUUGGGGACUGUGAGCUGCUUACCCAGGUCUCCGAGCUGCUGGUAGAGCACAUCUGGAAAAAGAUCGUACACACAGAUGCCCUGAUCAUCGACAUGAGGUUCAAUAUUGGUGGCCCCACCUCUUCCAUCUCAGCCCUGUGUUCCUACUUCUUCGACCAGUCACCCCCCAUUCUGCUGGACAAGAUCUACAGCCGGCCCAACGACUCUGUCAGCGAACUCUGGACCCACACUCAGCUCACAGGUGAACGCUAUGGUUCCAAGAAGAGUGUGGUCAUCCUCACCAGUGGUGUGACAGCCGGUGCCGCUGAGGAAUUUACUUACAUCAUGAAGAGGCUGGGCCGGGCACUGGUCAUUGGUGAAGUGACCAGUGGAGGCUGCCAGCCACCACAGACCUACCAUGUGGAUGACACCCACCUCUACAUCACCAUCCCCACAGCUCGCUCUGUGGGUGCCACGGAUGGCAGUUCCUGGGAAGGGGUGGGGGUGACACCUCAUGUGGUUGUUCCUUCAGAAAUGGCCCUUACCAGAGCCAAGGAGACACUCCAGCAUGAAAAAUUACAGUUAAUCAGAAGUCCAGCCAAAGUCAGAUGUCAUCAUUUUUCUAAUUCAAAAUUGGAUGUCUUGGAAGCUCAGCUCCCUGGUAGUGGGCAAAGGUUCUACCUUGGUUAGUUAGAGGAACAUGGGGUCAAGAUUAAAUCUGGGACAAGUGACAAGUCUAGGUAUCAGCAUCCUGCCAGAUGCCCAGUGGGCAGUGCAGACGGACAGCAGCAGCAUCCUCAGGAGGCAGCUCCCAGGUGUGAUGUCAGCUGUGGGCCUGCCUAAGCCACCUGGUUUUUUCUACCCACUAUCCAGCCAGAUCUCUCGGGCUGCUCUUCUGAGACUGGACACAAUCCAGGCUCCUUCCAGAAACUCCCUUCUGCCUCCAUCAGCCAUAUUGUUUUCUUUUAGAGACUAGUGCAGUCUGGAGCUGCUAGUGAGGGGAUACGCGGGACCUCAACCAAACCUGUUGACCGGAAGAUCCCAAUGUUCCCGUCACAUGGUGCAUAGUGUCCCCUGGGCCUGGGGAGGGGAUGUGAAGUGGAAAGAAACCAAUAUUCUCUGCACAGCAGAACAAGUCAGCCUUCCUUAUGUGAGCCUCUCACGGGACCUGCUUGGAGACAAGACUAAGUAGAAGAAACAAGGAACAACACAUAUACAGGUCCCAGAAACUGUCUCUACUUAGUACCACCACACUCUCCGGCCCCACCUGACCCAAGGCAGCUCCUGUCCCCAGUUCAGCAUCUCGGACUCACCCAUACAUUACUUCCAGACACCGCCCUCUCUUGCUCCUCUGCACACUGACACCAGGGUCCGGCAAGUUAAUAUCUAGCAUUACUCCACAUUGGCCCCUUCUGUCAUUGUCUCCCUGGUCUUGAGGCCCCGGCUUGGUGCCUGAGCACCCACUUCAGCCUUUUGCCUCAUCUAUGGGCUGCAAGGGGCUGCUUUUACUGAAAGGCUUUGAUCUCUGAUGGCGUUCCUCUCAAGGGUCAGACUUACCUGUCCCAUCCUGCAGAUCAGGUGGAGAAGGAGCCUAAGACUGUAAGCAGCAAGGGUGGGGCAACUCCCUUGACCUUUGUCAGGGGUGCUGGAGGGCCCUAGAGUCCAGCUGGUCCUAAUAGUCCGGGUGUUCCCACCACCUGCACGGUUAGUGGAUUAUAAGAGCUCUGGAAGGACUCCAAACUGGCUCUGUGUGGGCAAGACCUGCCUAAGGGGCUUCUGUUGUUCUCGACCAAAGCCAGCCUUUGGGUACAGAAAACAAAUGCAGGGUUGUUAGACGCAUCGCCUUCUGUAUGGUUGCCUCUCUCCCUGGGGCAAAUCUUGAGGAUUCCAGGCCAGAUACCACGCAAGGAGUGAAUGCAAAACAAAGAGCUCCAGAGAAGGUCCAGGGACUAGAUAUGAACAGCAGGGUUAGGGAGCUGGCACAGUCUUCACCCUGGCCGGGGUGUGACCAACAGGACCAAGGUGGGCAAGAUAGAGGAUGGCACUGAGUGUGCUAGAGUGCCAUGCCCAGGUGCAGUUGGUCAUCAGAGGAAAGGACUUGGACCUCCAAAGUCUUGCUGGAGUAUGCAUGGCCUGGCUCCCUACAGCAGGGGGCAUCAGGAAUCCCAUCCCCAUUCAACUAGGAAGGUGAAGAGAGCAUCUGGAGGCCAGCACAGCAGAGGGGGCCCCUGGCCAUCUCCUGUCUCACUCACCCUACAAUGCCCAGGGUCACCGCCAUUACCAGAAUGCAAUGAAAGGAAGCCAGGCAUAUUAAAGCCCACUCCUGGGCCAGCAAGCUCUCCAGGUCCCCACAAGAGGGUACUUAGCUACCACCUACUGGUUCCUGAGGGAUUUAGCUGCUGCCACCUGGCCUGGGGACCUCAGCUCUGCUUUACAGACCAGUGACUGGUACUGAAGAUAGCCUCUUAACCUGAAGAUCUUAGAACAGCAAAGGGACCAGACACCGGAGGUCCCCUGCCUCCAGCCCUGGGAAACACAUCAUGGAUAAAAGAGGAAAGCUACAUUUAAAGCCUCCUCUCUUCUCUUCCCACCCCUCAUACAAAACGGAUUUCUAAAAAUUUUCUCCUAGGAGGUAUUUUAAGUCACAUCAUAUCAUAGAAUAACUUCCUUAAAGAGGGAGGGGCUUAUCCCAGCAGAUUCAUAUCUCAUAUACUACAUGACCUUUAGGCCUGUCACAAGACUUGUAAUAAGGAAAGUAUAAAAUGAUGGGGAUUUGUGAAAUCUCUAUCGGAGAAGCAGCUUACAGAGGCCUCUAGGGAGUGCCAUCCCUUCCCAGGGGGAUGGAGGAGGCAAGGGCUGUAACUGGGCUUUACAUAUUUCCAUCCUGUGCAGCAUGUCUCUUCCAGCGCUCAUGAGGAUAGGGGCCAUGAGUGAGGUUAGAAGGGUGGGCCUGGCCCCUGGUGCAUUCAACAGCUGGAAGCCUAUCAGACUUGGGGGUGGGGCACCAGCUGAUUGAUGGUUCUUUCAUUCUCCACACAGCAAGUCUACGCCACGUUCAUGUCACUCACGUUGCCAGAAUGCAGUGAAAGGAAGCCAGACAUACCAGAUCCCAACCCUGGUCCAGGAAACCCUCCUCCAAGUCACCACAAGAAGGCAUCCAUCUGCCUAGCUGUGUUUAAGCAGCAGUUGAGUUAGUAGACAAGUACUUUUACACUAAUUCCUGGCUUGCUGCUCUCUCUUUUAGCUUCUUUCAGCUCUGGGGAGGCUUCCCCCAGGAAACCCAUCCAAGCUCAUGGCAAGACCUGUCCCCAAGGUGUGCCAUCACCAUGUCUGUGCUCUGGCCCCUUCAUCUACAUACAUUUUUCUAAUCAUACAGUCAUUUGCAUUUAGGAUCCCUGACCUAAAGAUCCAGGAAUCUGCAACAAGUUCAGAAUUAGGACCUGGCAUCAUGGUGAUUUUAAUUGUUUCCAAGAUGACAGUAAAAAGAAAACCUCAAUGAUGGUCUAAAUUCAGCACUAUAAGCGCUCGGGAUAUGAGUUGUUGGUAAUUGUCUAGUAAGUUGAUCUGAAUUCAGCAUGGCCUUCUUCAGUCUCAUUUUCAAAUUCUUUUUUAAAUUCUGGGCAGUGCUGGAGACUGAACCUGUGUCUCACACAUGCUAGGCAAGCACCCUACUACUGAGUCAAAACCCCUGGCCCCUGAGGACUUCUUAGAAGCCUUAGUUUUUCCAAGAAUUAUUUUAUAUUUAUAGAUGUGGAAGUGGUUGUGCCACAUGUGUGCGGGCACUGCUUGAGGCCACAAGAGGGCACCAGAUUCCCUGCAGCUGGAGUUCAGGGCAGUUGUGGCGCUCAGCAUUGGUAAGGUAACCCACCUUGGGUCCUCUGGAAGAUCAGCAAG
Molecule: messenger RNA, 7020 nt
Organism: Peromyscus californicus insignis
Lineage: Eukaryota; Metazoa; Chordata; Mammalia; Rodentia; Cricetidae
Gene: Rbp3
Product: retinol binding protein 3
Exons: 5
Coding region: 1-3816 (1271 amino acids)
Biological process (GO): proteolysis
Molecular function (GO): serine-type peptidase activity
Source: RefSeq, a predicted model, not a curated record